AUGAGUUUAUCAAUAUUUUGCCGAUUGAUUGAAUAUUCUCACGCUCACAGAAAUACAGUACCAUCAGUUUUGGUUUUUUUACAUUUUUUGCAGGAUGGGAUAGUGAUAGGGAAAAGUGACUCGAAACCUCAUAUAAUAAUUAUUGUAGCCGAUGAUUUGGGAUGGAAUGACGUUAGUUUUCAUGGGUCCGAUGAAAUUCCAACCCCAAACAUUGAUGCGCUUGCUUACAAUGGUGUAAUCCUGAAUAAUCACUACACCGGUCCCGUAUGUACACCAAGCAGAGCAGCUCUGUUAUCUGGAAAAUAUCCAAUUCACCUAGGAAUGCAACAUCUGCCGAUGCAAGCAACAGAACCCAGAGGUCUCCCAAUUACUGAAAAAUUGCUACCUCAGUAUUUGAAGGAAGGUGGGUACGCCACCCACAUGGUUGGAAAAUGGCACUUGGGUUUCUAUAAAAAAGAAUACACACCCACAUUUCGAGGUUUUGAUACACAUUUUGGAUUUUGGAAUGGGCAUCAGGAUUAUUACAGCUACGAAUUCGAGUCCCACGAUGGUUAUCGUGGUUACGAUAUGAGAAGUAAUAUGUUAGUUUCAUACGAAGCUAAAAAUCUGUACUCCACAGAUCUUUACACAGACGAGACAGUUCGAUUGAUUGACACACACGAUAAAAGUACUCCAAUGUUCAUAUAUCUCGCACAUGCCGCUGUACACAGUGCAAAUGGAUACGAUCCCUUCCAGGCGCCAGAUCAAGAAAUAGCGCAAUUCUGGUAUAUCAGUGAUCCAGAAAGACGUAAAUAUGCUGCAAUGGUCUCAAAAUUGGAUCAGAGUGUGGGCGAAGUUGUAGCAGCCCUUCGUCGACGAGAAAUGCUGCAGAACAGUAUUAUUCUAUUCCUUUCAGAUAAUGGCGCCCCUACUGUUGGUUUUUACCAUAAUGCUGGAAGUAAUUAUCCUUUACGUGGGAUCAAAGCGACAGUUUGGGAAGGAGCAGUACACUGUGCCGCAGCAAUUUGGAGUCCUUCAAUAAAUCAAGCUCAGAGAGUAAGUGAUCAACUCAUCCAUAUGUCAGACUGGCUCCCCACAUUACUAUCUGCAGCGGGCAUUGAUACCGCACUGCCAAAACUCGAUGGUUUCAACAUGUGGCCAGUGAUAGCCGACAACAAAGAAAACCCACGUACUGAAGUUCUUAUCAACAUCGAUGAAAAAUUUAAUUACUCAGUAAUAAGAAGUGGUGAUUAUAAAUAUCUUAUCGGGAAUCCCGGACGUGCCAGCGGUUGGUACGGAAAUUCAAGUGCAUCAGAGGAUAUUAUAGUCGAUUAUGAUUCAGAGGAUGUCUUGAGGUCCAAAACUGGGGCUGCUAUAACUGGAUUGAUAACAGAGAUGCAGAUUUCAAAUUCAAGCAAUCACGCCAAACUUUUGACGUCCAGUAAAAUCAAACAUCUCAGAUCUGGAGCAAUUCUCCAUUGUCAUGUAGAAGAGAACCGAAAGGUUGCUUGUAAUCCACUCGUGGCCCCCUGUCUCUUCAACCUUAAGAAGGACCCCUGUGAGAUGAUAAAUAUCAUAGGGAAACACCCCGAAAUUGCUCAAAUGUUGGAGCAAUUGCUCAAGGAGCAUAAAGGCACUACACUUCCAGCUGCUAAUAUACCUCGGGACAAUAAUGGAGAUCCAGCUAAGUGGAACAAUCUCUGGGUUAAUUGGAAGGAUUCGCAGCCUGUUGCUUGUAAUCCACUCGUGGCCCCCUGUCUCUUCAACCUUAAGAAGGACCCCUGUGAGAUGAUAAAUAUCAUAGGGAAACACCCCGAAAUUGCUCAAAUGUUGGAGCAAUUGCUCAAGGAGCAUAAAGGCACUACACUUCCAGCUGCUAAUAUACCUCGGGACAAUAAUGGAGAUCCAGCUAAGUGGAACAAUCUCUGGUUCGGUCUGGGUACGAUUUCUGGGGAAAAUGAAGCUGAAAACAAGUCCUCGAAAAACACCUCCAGACAGAGGCCAUUAAAUGGUUUAAAGAAUACGCCCCGGCAAGCAAGCAGACGAUUCCGGGAUACAGUCAAAGUACCAGCGUUGGAGAUUGCUGAUAACGGGCACUACAGGUACAUCACGGAGUACCCCUCGAUUCCAAUCCAUUCAGGGAGCUCUCUACCGUCCGAACUGUACGGGGAACAAAUGCCACCUCAGCCGAGAUACCAAUACCAACAAAAUCGGUCGUACAGUCAGCCAUAUAAUCAGUCAAAUACCCCGACACCAUCGUCAAGCUACGGUCACCGAAACUAUUCCGGACAGAGAAGAAAUCAGGAUCCUUUACGAGAUCUAGUCACCGCUCUCCUCAAUGAAUAUCUGCCAUCCAACCGGAACAGGCAAGGCAACGGGUACAGACAAACACCACCUCGACCACCGGGGCCACCUCCAUCUAUACCAGGAUACACAGCUCAUCCUGGUGACCCCCCUUCGCGCAGCUUCAACUCCGUCAUCGCCUACGGUCAAACUCCGAACGACGAGGAUGAAUCUGACUAUGAGGAACCAACGGGAACUGCGGAAAACCCAACCACGGAUCAGAUUCUAGCCCUCGCUAACAUCCUGGCAGCCAACCAACGUCCUCAUGCAGCCCCAUUCAAACCUAAACAGAACCUUUCUGAUAUGGACGAGAUCAAAAGUAUGUUGCAGCAGACCACAGCCUCACUCCAACAGCUUGUGAUAAGUUUGAAUAACCUGCAGACUCAGAAUCGUCCAUCGUCAGACUCCAGACCACUCUCUAGGCCUCUCUCAAGUGAACGAGAAGGGAGAAAUACCCUGUGGAGUCCUACGAGAACUCAGCAGAACAGAGCCAGCUCAUCCACAGAUGGAACCAUUCCAAAGGAGACUUUAAACGAGAUUGUUGCUCGCCAAUUGAGUGCGAUGACGAGCGGCCAAAACUAG
Diachasma alloeum is the source of this 2904-nucleotide messenger RNA. RefSeq lists its product as uncharacterized. The coding region runs from base 1 to 2904 and encodes 967 amino acids. The transcript is spliced from 12 exons. The record is from RefSeq and is a predicted model, not a curated record. NCBI's taxonomy places the organism in Eukaryota, Metazoa, Arthropoda, Insecta, Hymenoptera, Braconidae.